Molecule: messenger RNA, 720 nt
Organism: Dioszegia hungarica
Lineage: Eukaryota; Fungi; Basidiomycota; Tremellomycetes; Tremellales; Bulleribasidiaceae
Product: 3,4 dihydroxy-2-butanone-4-phosphate synthase
Exons: 3
Coding region: 1-720 (239 amino acids)
Biological process (GO): riboflavin biosynthetic process; aerobic respiration
Cellular component (GO): mitochondrial intermembrane space; cytosol
Molecular function (GO): 3,4-dihydroxy-2-butanone-4-phosphate synthase activity
Source: RefSeq, a predicted model, not a curated record
AUGUCCGCCCCUCGCCAGAUAUCGCAACCCCCCACAACCCCUCCCUCGCCCUUCACCUUUGACUCUGUCCCGAAGGCUAUCGAAGCAUACAAGAAUGGCGAGUUUGUCGUUGUGAUGGAUGACGAAGGGAGGGAGAAUGAGGGAGACCUAGUCUGCGCAGCUGGAAAGGUGACCACGGAGGGGAUGGCAUGGAUGAUCCGAUGGACCAGCGGCUUCAUCUGCCUCUCAUUACCCGCUCCACGACUCGCCGAGCUCGGCCUCCCCCCUCUCCUCCCCCCAACAGGCAUCUCCCAAGAUCCCAAAAACACCGCCUACCACCUUACCCUCGACGCCUCCUCCUCGGCCGGACACCCGGUCACGACGGGUAUAUCCGCACAUGACAGAGCGUACGUCUCGAGGCUGAUAGCGGAUGGAGCGGGGGAGGCGGACUUUACCCGUCCGGGACACUUGGUCACGCUGAGAUAUACCGAGGGGGGCGUCAGGGAGCGGAGGGGACAUACGGAGUGUGCUGUUGACUUGUGUUAUCUCGCCUCGCUGCCCCCGGCUGGUCUGCUGUGCGAGCUGGUCCACCCCUCAGACCCCUCCGGGAGCAUGGCACGCCGAGACGAUAGCUGGCGGUUUGCAAGGGAGUGGGGAUUGAAGAUCAUCAGUGUGGAAGAUUUGGCGGCCUUUGUGCAAGGGGAAGGAGGAGAGCUGGUGCCUAAGCGGACCAAGGCAUAG